Messenger RNA from Anas platyrhynchos (mallard), 1656 nucleotides. RefSeq names its product ovoinhibitor. NCBI's taxonomy places the organism in Eukaryota, Metazoa, Chordata, Aves, Anseriformes, Anatidae. Gene Ontology annotation, molecular function: protein binding. The record is from RefSeq and is a predicted model, not a curated record.
GUUCGCUAUAUAUUCCCACUCCUGCCUGUGCCCUUCCUCUCCCACACUGAGAGCGAUCGGGCUGUAGUGGCACAGCUGCUGUCUGCCAUGAAGACCACCAGGCUCUUUGUGAGAGUGGCUCUAGCCCUCUGCUGCUUCUUAGAUACUACCUUUGGAAUUGAGGUUGAUUGCAGCCAGUAUUCCAGCGGCAUCGGCAAGGAUGGGACCCUCUGGGUGGCCUGCCCAAGGAACCUGCAGCCAGUCUGCGGCACCGAUGGCUCCACAUACAGCAACGAGUGUGGGAUCUGCCUCCACAACAGGGAGCACAGGACAAACGUAGAGAAGGACUAUGAUGGAGAGUGCAGGCCAGAGCACGUUACGAUUGAUUGCAGCAAAUUCCAGCGAACUGCAAAAGGUGGUGGUGUUCUGGUAGCCUGCCCAAGGAUUCUGAAACCAGUCUGUGGCUCAGAUAGCUUCACUUAUGACAACGAAUGUGGGAUCUGUGCCUAUAACGCAGAACAUCACACCAACAUUACCAAAAUGCAUGAUGGAGAAUGCAAGCUGGAUGUUGUCUCAAUUGACUGCAGUAAAUACCCAACAAGAGUCGCUGAAGAUGGCAGAAAAUUAAUAGCCUGUCCCAGGAUCCUGAAUCCAGUUUGCGGCACAGAUGGCUUCACCUAUGAUAACGAGUGCGGGAUCUGCGCCCACAACGUUGAGCAGAGGACCCAUGUCAGCAAGAAGCACAGUGGAAAAUGCAAGCAGGAGGCUCCUGAGGUCGACUGCAGUCAAUACCCAGCAAGAACAUUUAGUGGUGGUAAACGUAUGGUGCGCUGCCCACGGAUCCUGCUCCCAGUCUGCGGCACAGACGGAUUUACUUAUGACAACGAGUGUGGCAUCUGUGCCCAUAACGUGCAAUUUGGGACUGACGUUAGGAAGAGCCACGAUGGAAGAUGCAAGGAGAAGAGCGUUGCACUUGAUUGCUCCGCAUACCUGAGAGAGACCCCAAGCGGCGAAGCCAUCGCAGCCUGCCCCUUCAUCCUGCAGGAGGUCUGUGGUUCUGACGGUGUCACCUACAGCAACGACUGCGCACUGUGUGCCCACAACAUUGAAUUUGGAACCAGCGUUGCCAAGAAGCAUGAUGGAAAGUGUGUAGAGGAAGUUCCCCAGCUUGACUGCAGCAAGUACCCAACUUCCACGCUGAAGGAUGGCAGACAGCUGAUGGCCUGCACCAUGAUCUACGAUCCUGUCUGUGCUACCAACGGUGUCACUUAUGCCAGCGAGUGCACACUGUGUUCCCACAACCUGGAGCAUCGGACCAACCUUGGCAAAAGAAAGAAUGGACGCUGUGAAGAGGAUGUUACAAGGGAUUUUUGCCGUGGCGUCACAGAAAUCUCUCCCAUCUGCACCAUGGAAUACAUGCCCCACUGCGGCUCUGAUGGCAUAACAUACAGCAACAAAUGCACUUUCUGCAAUGCAUACCUGAAGAGCAACAGGACUCUCAACCUCAUGAGCAGGUCCUCAUGCUAACUCUGCAGUGGAGUCCAGCACAGGAAGACAAACUGCCUUGUAUGUGACUUUUCGUGGGCUGAUCUUCCCCAACAGCUUUCCUUCAGCUUGUUUUGUCUCCUUAAGCUCCUGAAACACGUUUUGGUCAAUAAACUCACUUGGCAACAUUUA